Molecule: messenger RNA, 891 nt
Organism: Vittaforma corneae ATCC 50505
Lineage: Eukaryota; Fungi; Microsporidia; Nosematidae
Exons: 1
Coding region: 1-891 (296 amino acids)
Source: RefSeq, a predicted model, not a curated record
AUGGCUGUUCAAGAAACGUUCAAAAGCUUAACGGAGGUCUCCGUUGGGCAUUUUAACUCUGGAUUCACUCCACAGAUACCAACCAAUACUUCAGAUGUCACCAUUAUGCAGGCACCCGCAAAUAUUCAGGGCAGUCUUCAGUCUCUUAUGUCUACCAGUGUAUGCUUUACUAUCAUUUCUGCGUUUUCAAUUUUUCUGAACAUUAGUUUGAUUAUCGAUUUGAUUGCGAAACUCGUCCAUUGGAAAAGAAACAGACGAGAUCCAAUAUCAUCAUCUAAGGCUGUAAAAAUAUUUUUUAAUAUCUGCCUAUAUUUAAUUCUUUGUAUCAUGUAUAAUAUCAUAAUGUACGUAAUCGAAUGUGAUAUAAAGAACCACUACAUACUCUUUAGAUGGAUUUAUGGCAUAAACAUUGUCGUGCAAUCCACUGUGAUAAUUGUGAGCUGCGCAAUGUGUGCGCUUUCCAUUCAAAUAUUUAGAAAUAUUUGGCAUUUAUUGGUAAUUAUAUCAGUUACAAGUGCUUACCUAGUUUGUUUCGUUUUAGAAAUACUGAUUGAGUCCAGACUCUUUCUUAAUCUAACCAACUCAAUAGGCUAUUCUAUAAUGUUUAGCUUAUUCGACUUGUUUUUUAGAUUCUUAUUUACAUUCAUAUCGGUGUCCUUACUUUUAGAGCAAGAUAAUACUUCUACUCAAGUACGAUAUAAUGGUGAAAGGGUGUUCAUUAAUUAUCCAGAGCCUAACCCCCACGAACUAUUAGCUAUGUUUGGUCCUCCUCCGCCACAAUAUAGUAGUACAGUUAAACGUGUGCGAAGCAGUCAAACUACUAGAACAUCAGAGGCUGGAAGCAUUUCAGAAGAUGAAGACUAUUAUCCGCCUGGAUAUACCGAUAGCUAG